Paramacrobiotus metropolitanus is the source of this 788-nucleotide messenger RNA. RefSeq lists its product as uncharacterized. The transcript has 2 exons. The coding region runs from base 52 to 606 and encodes 184 amino acids. Lineage: Eukaryota; Metazoa; Tardigrada; Eutardigrada; Parachela; Macrobiotidae. The record is from RefSeq and is a predicted model, not a curated record.
UUCGCGAAGCAGUUGCCUUCGAGUCUUCGACAUCGUCUUAGCUUUGUGAAAAUGGGAACCGGCAGUCUUUGCAUCCUACUGGCUACGGCGAUUUGCCUGACCACAUCUGAGCAGAUCUGCAAAUCUGUGGAGACCUGCAAAACUGAGCAGAUUUGCGACAAUGUGACCGUCAUCACCGUCACCACCGUGAAACCCUUUUCCAACAAUAGAUUUCGCACGGUAGAGAUUCUACGCGAUGAGCCGGUGAUGCUGGAAUGCCCGGAUGACAAGCAACCCUUCAUGGAAUUAGGAACAGCGCAGUUGAUGGAAGCCUAUUCGUACAAUAAAGAAAAACAGACCUGUCGUAUUCCUGCCGCCUUCUGCCAGCCGAGCAGCAACCUCCUGCCUCCGCCAACGCCGUCUGCUGCGAUCGACGAUAGUGGGAUGAUACGUGAAAGUCAACGAACGACUGACCCGAAACUGCAGUCAUUAGUACGUAGCUGUUCCAACAGCAAAAACUGCACCCUGUUGUUUAAUCGUGAGGAUUACCUGUUAAUUUCCCAAUGUGGAUUAAAUACACCGAUGCGACUGGUGCUGACCUUUCGCUGCUCCAGCAAAAAAGUCUAAGCCGUCGUGAUCGCCUCAGAAUUAAUGGAGAUUGAUGCUGAUGCUUCGUUCAUGAUAAUGAUGGUGCUGAUGGUGGUUUGUUCAUGUUUUUUUUGCCGUUAUGUAUCGGUUUUCUUUAGAGCAGAAAUAUAACGCAUUAGGAACAUAAAGCGCAUUAAGAAAAUAAAGGUUGGGUUUAUUGA